This is a messenger RNA of Pochonia chlamydosporia 170, 1257 nucleotides long. RefSeq names its product indoleamine 2,3-dioxygenase. The coding region runs from base 1 to 1257 and encodes 418 amino acids. Gene Ontology annotation, cellular component: cytoplasm. The transcript is spliced from 2 exons. Gene Ontology annotation, molecular function: indoleamine 2,3-dioxygenase activity; heme binding; metal ion binding. NCBI's taxonomy places the organism in Eukaryota, Fungi, Ascomycota, Sordariomycetes, Hypocreales, Clavicipitaceae. The record is from RefSeq and is a predicted model, not a curated record. Gene Ontology annotation, biological process: 'de novo' NAD+ biosynthetic process from L-tryptophan.
AUGGCAAAGAUACAGUUGCGCGAGUUUGAGAUUACAAAUAACGGCUUUCUUCCUAGUAUACCACCGCUGUCAGAACUAGACAAUGGAUACUACGGGCCAUGGGAGGAAGUUGCACACAAUUUGCCUGAGCUCAUCCGACUCCGGACUUUGCGGAAGAAGAUUAUACGACUGCCUAUAUUGAGUACAGAGCACCUAACAACAGAGCCGGAAUGGCACAGAGCACACACGAUCCUCACCUUUCUUGCGCACGCAUACAUCUGGUGCGGAGAGGAACCAGAAGAGGUUCUUCCAGCUCCAAUAUCUGUCCCUCUACUCGCCACCGCUCGACACGUCGAGCUCCCACCAGUCCUGACCUGCGCAACCGUCAAUCUGUGGAACUAUACAUUGAAGGGCUCUUCACUCAGUAACCCAGAUGAUAUCGAAAUACACACCACGUUUACGGGCACCGAGUCGGAAGCAUGGUUCUUAGCCAUUGGCACCGCCGUCGAGGCCAAGGGCGCACAUCUAGUACAGCCGCUGCUUGAUGCAUUCCUUGCCGUACCCACAAAAGAUUAUGCUACAAUCGCGAGGUCGCUGGCCCUGCUGAGAGAUUCUCUAUCCGAGAUGACCACCAUCCUCGGGCGUAUGCCGGAAAAGUGCGACCCAAUGACAUUCUGCCAUCAAGUGCGGCCGUUUUAUGCCGGAAGCAAGGGCAUGGCAAACGCCGGCUUACCAAGAGGCGUAUUUUACGAAGACGGCAAUGGCAAAGGUCAAUGGUUUCAGCUUCCGGGUGGUAGUAACGGUCAGAGUGCAUUGCUUCAAUUAUUUGACAUCGCACUGGGAUUGGGGUACAGCAAAAGUGACGAUCCGGCUAGAAAACGAGAAGGGUACUACUACAAUACGAGGGAAUGUACACCAGGUCCCCACCGUCGUUUUCUUGCACUAGUAGGCGAGUUAGGAAGCAUACGGAACUUAUGUCUUGAGCAGCAGCCAGAGCUUACGGAUGAACAGGCUGAGCUUAGGGAGGCAUACAAGGCAGCAGUAGAGGCAUUGGCCCUUUUCCGCCGUAAGCAUAUUCAGAUCGUCACUCGGUUUGUGACGAUGCCUUUGAGACACAGCUGGCAAAAUUCGCCUCAAAGCGUCCACAUGCCAGGUUUGCUGCCUUCAGGGCUUCGCGAUAAUGAGAAAUAUGGAACGGCAGGAACACCAGUAUUACAAUUCCUUAAAAAGCUGAGGAACGAGACUACAAUGGCAGGAGAGCUCGCUGGAUCUAUUUAG